Acipenser ruthenus (sterlet) is the source of this 8617-nucleotide messenger RNA. Its product is annotated as transcription factor SOX-6-like. The transcript is spliced from 17 exons. Gene Ontology annotation, biological process: central nervous system development; cell fate commitment; positive regulation of chondrocyte differentiation. NCBI's taxonomy places the organism in Eukaryota, Metazoa, Chordata, Actinopteri, Acipenseriformes, Acipenseridae. Bases 513 to 2891 code for a protein of 792 amino acids. The record is from RefSeq and is a predicted model, not a curated record. Gene Ontology annotation, molecular function: DNA-binding transcription factor activity, RNA polymerase II-specific; RNA polymerase II cis-regulatory region sequence-specific DNA binding. Gene Ontology annotation, cellular component: nucleus.
UCUCCCUCCCUCACUCCCUCCCCUGUGUUGUCUGGGAGGGGGAGCCCUGCCUCCUUGCCUUCUCAGAUCAAUGCCCUGGCCAGUCACUUUCUGAUGUUGCACGCCGGGAAAUGCUUUGAAUACUUGCGACAUGGCCGCUCACAAUGAUUGCAAAGAUUGACAGCACUAACCAUCGCCUUCACUUGUUUCAGAGAGAGAGAAAAAAGAUAGAUUACAACAAAACAUCAUACCGGUCUUGACACAUAAACUUCUGUAUAAAGAUCGGGAUCCCCUAUCCAUGGCCCGGGGAAACACCAGCAGACUUUAGUUUCUUUCUGUUGUAUUUUCCAGAAAUCAGUAAUUCUUUAAUUAAAAAAAUAAAUAAAUACCGAAAACCGGAUACCUUAAGGACGCGCUUUUCUCAUUGCCUGACUGGCUUCUAUAAGGUCAUUUUCAUGAAUUCAAAAUCAACAAACCUGUGAUUGCUGGGUGCUGGGGCUGAUUUCUUUCUGUAUCUAACCCCAAAUCCUGAAAUGGAGAGCUUUCUUCGUAGCAGCUUUAUACUGAGAAGAAUGUCUUCCAAGCAAGCCACCUCUCCAUUUGCCACUUCUGCCGAUGGAGAGGAAGCCAUGACCCAGGAGCGGGUGUCGUGGGACAAGGAGGAGGGCGGUGAUCAGUACGUGGCCGCCACACUGCCACUGCACAACAAGCCUCUCACCGAGGAGCUCCCUACUGUCGUCGCCAACAUCCAGUCAGACUCUGACUGGGAAAACAUGGUCUCUGCCCAGCAGCGAAUGGAAUCUGACAGCAAUAAAGCAUGUUCCCUCUACUCCUUCCGAAAUAACUCUACCUCACCACACAAGCCAGAGGAAGGGGGACGUGAGCGUGGAGAACUCUUGACAGGCUCGGCCUUCGGGACGCCAGAACGCCGCAAAGGAAGCCUCGCUGACGUGGUGGAUACACUGAAACAGAAGAAGCUGGAGGAGAUGACGAAGACUGAGCAGGAUGAAUCUUCUUGCAUGGAUAAACUUCUUUCCAAAGACUGGAAAGAGAAAAUGGAAAGACUUAACACAAGUGAACUUCUUGGUGAAAUCAAAGGUACCCCUGAAAGCCUUGCAGAGAAGGAACGGCAGCUCUCCACCAUGAUCACCCAGCUGAUAAGUCUGCGGGAGCAGCUCCUGGCUGCCCACGAUGAGCAGAAGAAGCUGGCAGCCUCGCAGAUUGAGAAACAACGACAGCAAAUGGAGCUCGCCAGACAACAGCAAGAACAAAUUGCAAGACAACAACAGCAACUACUGCAGCAGCAGCAUAAAAUCAACCUUUUACAGCAGCAGAUUCAGCAGGUUCAGGGUCAGAUGCCUCCACUGAUGAUCCCCAUUUUUCCACACGACCAGCGGACUCUGGCAGCGGCCCAGCAGGGAUUCCUCUUCCCCCCAGGAAUCACAUACAAACCAGGUGAUAACUAUCCCGUGCAGUUCAUUCCGUCAACAAUGGCAGCUGCUGCCGCGUCAGGACUCAGCCCUCUCCAGCUCCAGCAACUGUAUGCAGCCCAGCUGGCCAGCAUGCAGGUGUCACCUGGCUCAAAGAUGCCUACCCUUCCCCAGCUACCCAAUCCCUUAGGCCCUAUCUCACCCACCAGCCUCAAGAGUGAAAAGAGAGGGACCAGCCCAGUUACUCAAGUUAAGGAAGAGGCAACGCAGCCGCUGAAUCUAUCAGCCAGACCCAAGACGGCUGAGCCUGUCAAGUCCCCUCUGUCCCCAACACACAGCUUCUUCUCAGUGAGCAAAGGCAGUCCCAUUAACCCGCCAGCUAGGAGUGGCAUCCCCAGUCCUAUUGGAGGGGGUCUCGGAAGAGGAUCUUCUCUGGAUAUCCUCUCCAGUCUGAACUCAACGGCCCUCUUCGGGGACCAGGACGCUGUGAUGAAAGCCAUCCAGGAGGCUCGCAAAAUGAGAGAGCAAAUCCAGCGGGAGCAGCUGCAGCAGCACCAGCAGAGCAUGGAGGGGAAGCUGUCCUCCUUCAACAACAUGGGGAUCAGCAACUGCAGGGGUGACAAGGAGAGGGCACAGUUCGAGAACCUUGGUCAUCAGUUGUCAGGGAAACUUGGCGAGGAUAGGAAGAUGGGUCCCAGAGUCAUUGACCUAACGAGGCCUGAGGAUGUAGAUGGAAGUAAAGCAGUGAAUGGCUCUGCAGGUAAACUACAACAGUAUUAUUGUUGGCCAACAGGAGGCGCCAGCUCAACUGAGGCACGAGUGUACAGGGAAGCCAGAGGAAGGAACAACAACGAGCCCCACAUCAAACGACCAAUGAACGCAUUCAUGGUUUGGGCAAAAGACGAGCGCCGGAAGAUUCUCCAAGCAUUUCCUGACAUGCACAACUCCAACAUCAGCAAGAUCCUAGGUUCUCGUUGGAAAUCUAUGUCCAACCAGGAAAAGCAGCCUUUUUACGAGGAGCAGGCCCGACUCAGCAAGAUUCACUUAGAAAAAUACCCCAAUUACAAAUACAAGCCCCGACCGAAACGCACCUGCAUCAUUGACGGGAAGAAACUAAGGAUUGGGGAGUACAAGCAGAUGAUGCGAUCUCGGAGACAGGAGAUGAGGCAGUUCUUCACUGUGGGGCAACAGCCUCAGAUUCCAAUCAGCACAGCUGCAGGUGUUAUGUAUCCGGGAGCUAUCACCAUGGCAACGACCACGCCCUCCCCUCACAUGACAGAUUGCUCCAGCACCUCUGCCAGCCCCGAGCCCGCCAUCCCCGUCAUCCAGAGCACUUACGGCAUGAAGAUGCCAAGCGGAGGCGUGAUGGGCACCGGAGCAGUGAACGGAGAGGAUGAGAUGGAUAUGUAUGACUAUGAGGAUGAGCCCAAAUCAGACUAUAGCAGUGACAAUGAAACCCACGAGGCUGUCAGUGCUAACUGAGGAGCAGCUGCAAAUUAACAGAGGAAAAAGAGUGAGAAAGAAAGAAAGGAAAAAAAAACAAAAAACUUGUUUUUGAAUAUAUGUUCUUAAAGAGCCUGCAUGCAUGUGUGGCUCGCACAGAUUCAUCAGCAAAUGGUCUUAAAUGUUUCUUAAUGUGUGAAGCAGUUUGAUUGUUCUUACUUUUUUCUUGUUUUGUUUUUUUUUGUUCAUGGACAUUUUACACUUUUAGGUUAUUGCCUAUAAAACUUCAGAUGUCAGGACUUGAAAUCUAACAUUUAAUAUGAAUCGAUAGCUUGAUCAGUCUUACUUCCUUCUUCUCUUAAGGCCUACAUUACUGUUUUUGAUGGGGGUUAUAUAUAUAUAUAUAUAUAUAUAUAUAUAUAUAUAUAUAUAUAUAUAUAUAUAAUGUUGUCACUCAGGUAUGCUGUGCUAGCCAACAGCUUGUGAAUGUGUUUUUAAUCUGAAUUAUUAAAAAAAAAAAAAAAAAUCAUAUUAAGGUAAAACAAAGAACACAGAAGUCCACACGUGUGCACAACUGCACAGAGGGAAACAUCAUGCUCCCUCACAAAUUUUUCUUUUUUUUUUUGUUUUGUUUCCCAUAUUGUAAUGUGCCAAACUUUUCAAAACCUUUACAUCUUAAACUUACAAAUUUUACAAGUCUUAAGUAAGGCGCUUCAAAAGUCUUAGACAAUCUUUUGGUAUCUUAAUGAAACAGCAUAAAUAACUUUCUUUUUCUUUCUAAAUAAUAGUAAAGUACUCAGGAAUUUGGAGACCGGAUGUUGUUAAGUAUUGGAAAUGGUUGCCACAGGGCAUGUGCCCAAUUGCUUUUGCCUCUUGAUGUGCCAGGAACGCAAAACUCUUAAGCAAGCAGAAUGGAGUGAUCACCAGUUACUGAGCAUCCAUGUCAGUGGAAACAGAUGGCACCACACUCAGUUGGGUCAGUUGGGUCCUUCUUCAGCCCUUGCAUUCAGUCUUACCGAGUUUACUCUUAAUCAGAGUGAUUGUACUCAUUCCAGAAUGUCAAUGGGCCAACAACUUCCAAUCUAUGGAAUUGAAAACACAGGAAACUCCAGUUUUUGAAGCAUUAUUAUUAUUAUUAUUAUUAUUAUUAUUUGUUUAUUUAGCAGACGCCUUUAUCCAAGGCGACUUACAGAGACUAGCAUUAACACGUUACCCACAAAUCAGGUACAUGAACAAGUUAGAACAUCCUCAUCUACACAACUGAAAAAUAACGUAAUAAAACAAAGUCUUAAAUCCUAUUUAGAGUAAGUUUAGACCAAGUAAAUAUCACAAAUAAGUCUUAAAACGUCAGAUUGUAUGUACAGAACUGGGGGGGGGGGUACUGUACUGUACAAGGCACAUGUUAAAAUGGGAUGACAAAUGCAAACGUUAAUGUAUUCAAGACAUUUGAAGGUAAUCAAGAUUUAUAAGAUUAUUCAAGCGGCAUGUCACAAAUAACAAGAACUAUAUACCGUACCAGUAUAUGGAUGUUCAAAACUUGGUUUAAUUAUUUCAAUCAGUUGUGUGUAAAGCAGAAAUUAAAAAGGUACUUUUCAUGACUUUUGUGAAAUCUUACUUGAAAGACAUUACAUCACAGGACCCAUACCUGUAACACUGUGAUUUCAGAGUUCAUCAUUUCAUUCUGCCCAUGUACAGUGACCCUUAAGGCCAUUCGUCCCAUCCUACCCAUGGCAGACCUUCCCCCAAGAGGGUGCCAUCUGUUUCCAAAUUGUAUUGAGUACCUAUGAGGGGAAAUCAAUAGGGAAUCUGAAGCAUCAUUGAUUGUGCGCUUCAUCAUGGAUUCCAAGAGCUCUUGCGAAACCUCUGUGCAAAGGUCCACAAGAUGCUGUAGACCAGAUGGAACAAGUGUGUCAAGCUGUGGGGAUUAUUAAAAAGACUGACGAGUAGGUAGCCUCUCAAAAACAGCAUUAUUCAUUUAUGAGUUGUUAUUUUUGGUAUGCCCUUGAACCAAUUUAUUGCAUUAGUUACAAAGUCAGUGUUGGCCAACAAAAACUUUUCUAAGUUAUUUAUUUCCUUAUUUCUUUUAGAUAUUUAUUUUAAAGCUUUUUAAAACAUAGUGUAUCUACAUGGAUGUGGCUGCUGAUCACUCUGUUUCUUAAAGCAAUUUAGAAGGUACUGGUACAAAUGCUUUUUUUUAAAAAAGAAAAUCUGCAUUGGGAUUAUUAUUAUUAUUAUUAUUAUUAUUAUUAUUAUUAUUAUUAUUAUUAUUACACGUAGGUUUGACUUAAGAUUUCAGUUUCCCUGUUUCUUGCAUAUAAAGUAUUUAUUAAGGUCUUAACUUUUUAACAGUUCUCAAAGCUCCCCCUCUUUUUAUUUGUUUUUUAUUGUAUGUGUAGAACGCCAUGUCGGAAGCUGUGUAAGAGUAUUUUAACUAUAUCUUUUUGCACACAGGCAAACAUUUUAGGUUUAGGUUUUAUUUUUUUAUUUGAUUUGUUUUUUUCUUUUCUACAUGACCAUGCCAAAAUAAUAUUCUGCAGGCUGGUGGAAAACAAAGGACUGUUCUUGGGACUGAAACUUGAUUGAAAAAAUAAACUCACAGAGACGUUGUUUCGUAAGUGUUAUAAGCACUGGAUAUAAAUGGUAUUUUUUAUCACUUCUGACUAAUGUGAAGCUGUUGUACGAAAAAAACGACAUGAACAAAAUUCAUCAGUUUCGACUCGCGUGGGCUUGUCUCACAGUUGCCAGAUUUGAGUCAUUUUUCUGUCUAGUUAUUUCGUUUAUUUAUGCAAAAUACGUUGUAUGUAUGGACACUUUGUUUUAGCUCCAGCCCUGCUUAGGUGUUGAAGUUAUGUGACUCAGCCACAUGCUCACAUAGUAAUUGGCUACCUGAGACUCACCAGACUCCAAAAGCCCUUUUUAUUGGUCACAUACAUUUGUAUUGUAUAUUGUAUUUGAAGCUAUAGCGUGCAUAUAGACAUUCUGUUUUAUUUAUUAGCCAACAUUGGCUCUAAAAAAAAAUAAUAAAUAAGUGUCAGUGCAAAAUAAUAAAUAAAAGGACAAUCAGAUUAAUAGUAAAAAAAAAAGAAGAUGAAAUCAUUUGAACCCCAGUUGGAGCUCAAAACAAAGUUUUUAUUAAAUUCACCAUCUCAUUUUCUUUUUUUUUAAAUUGUAAAUAUAACAUAGGAAAAUAGAUUUCUAUUUUUGUUCAUAAAUACUUAGUGAAGUAUAAGUUAUGUAUUUUACUGUUUUUAUGUUUAUAUCAGUGUAUGUUGGUCCACGUUAAAACAAAAAGCUGACAAGUCACUGUACCUCUUGUAGAUGCUGAAUGAGAGCAGUAUUGGGCCUGCAGCUGAGACAGCAAGGCACCUCACUUGUUUGCAUUUCAAUGAGUUAUUCAUUCAGGGAUCCAACCAACCCAUAUAAUAUCAUAUAUGUCUUUCUAAUACCUGCAUUACUGAGGUAUGUAUAGGAUUACAAAAACAUAUUUCUCUUGAUCAAAUCAUGAAAUAGGCCUGUGUAGAAAAACAAGGCCUUUGGAAAACAGCUGUGAAGUUCAAACUAGAACACAUUAUUAUAAUGAUGUUCUAGAACACAUUAUUAUAUAUUUUUUUAACGCUGUGCCUUCAGUGUUUUACAAAUUCAGUACAUUUAGGUUUUAGCUUAUCAUGUAAUACAUCUAAUAUUAUUAAUGUUAAUGUAUAACAAUAUAACAUUGUAGUUAUUUUGCCAGGAAUACUGGCGUGGAGUUUGUCCGAGUCUCCCAGCAUGUUUUAAUUAGUUUGGAAACAGUGAUAGUACUGUAUCGUAGUGUGGGUUUCCCCAAGAAAGACACCAACCGUAUAUAACAACUUACCAGAUGUAAUGAAAAUGACUGGUACAAGGUACAAAAUAUUAUAUUAAAAGAAAAUCAUACAAGAAGUUUGAAGAUGACGGCCAUUGCCAUGGCCAGUGUUUAUGAUUGUUUAUAGGAACAUGCAGUUAUAGUAUUAUUUUUUUUUUUAUUCAGUCUAUGGGCUCUAUUUUAUUUCUCUAGACAAUGGCAUAUCUAAAUACAUCUCCUAACUCAUAAUAAUCCCGCUGGUGUUUGUUCACCCAAAGGGCAAUUUAAUACCCCCCUUUGAAAAUGACUACAUAACAUCAAAAUACGGUCAAUUGAGGUAUGUGAAAAAUCAGGUCUAAACAUUUUUAGAGUGCCAGUAUUAAGAUCCUCCACUGUUUGGAUCAUUAAAAAUAGACCUUUAUGUUUACUAUUGCUUUUUAAUGAAAAAAGACAUUUUAAACAAAGACCCAACUUGUGUAUAAAAUGUGGCAUUUUUAAAUCCUGUAAUUACAAGCAAAGGAAACAAAACUGGUGAAUGGGUUGUUUAUGGAUAUUUUGUUGAGAAACACAAGUGAGGGCCCUGGUGCUCUUAGAGUAUGGGAAACGUGCAAAUAUUUAAUAGUUUGAAUGCUGCACAUUGCAGAGCCGCUAGUGUGAAUUGUUUGUCUUCCCUUUGUCCUUGUGUUUCGCUUUUUGAAAGGAAAGUCUAUAAGUUAACCUGUCCAGCUUGUGACAAAUUUAGUACGCUUUUUACUUUUACUUUUUUUUUUUUCUUAACUCAUUAUUGUCUUUGCCAUGUAAAAGCAAGUUUAUUAACUAAAAGACAAGCUUAGAAGCUGGUACUGCAUAACGUAUCUUACUGUAACUCUUUUUUUUUCUGACAUUGGAAUUUGUUUGUGAUGUACAUUGUGAGACUGUUCUCUAUGUUAAUUUAAUCAGCACAAUUCACUGACAUGCUGGACUGACAUGCUAGCUGCUGUUCUGUAAAGUGUAAAGUUUGCUGUUGGGGACAACCGAGACUGUUGUUAUGGUACUUUGCUUUUUUUGUUUGUUUCUAUAGCAACUUGGUGGGUGUGACUCUUAAUGCGCUAGGGCUGCUAUUUUGACACCUGCUAGCAAACUCUUACUUGCAAGUUCUCUGCAUAGAAAUCGUUCAGUGCAGGUACCUUGGCCAGGGACAGGUAUUGUUUGGGCGUUUAUAGAAAAAAUAGUGUCUGUUGCUGCUUUGAAAAAAUGUUAUAAGUCUGAAAAUGUAAAUAGUUUAUCAAAAUAUCUUGUACAGUCCAGUGUAAAGUUUUUAAUUGAACUUAAGGUUGCCAUCACAUUUGUCUUCACACUCUCUUCUUUAUACAGUGCAAAAGACAGCUAUUUGCUAAGGAUAUUAUUGUUAAAAAAAAAAAAAAAAAAAAAAAAAAAAAAAACUAAGAAAAAAACAUGAGGAAAAAAAAACAUCUUUUUUUUUGCUUGGCUUCAUGAUGUAAACCAGCCUUUCAUUGGUUUUCAUGUGCAGUAUUGACGUGAGGUUAACUAAAGGUUAAAUCAUUUUACAGUGGUACGUUAAGGAGUCUCGUCUCCUCUGUCUUGGUAGUAAUUAAUUCAUUAAAAUUACAACAAUGGUAAUACACCAGCCAAGAGACACAUCCUGGUGUGCAUAGGCACCUUGGGUAUGUGUACAAAGCUUUUCGAUCUGUUUUAUUUUUUGGUUGUUUUUUGUUUUGCACAAAGCAUUUUUGGCAUAUUGUAAUGUAACACCAUCUUUAGAUAUAUUUAAUCAGUUGUUGUAACAUGACAGGGGUUUGGGAUCCCUCCUGGGGAGUGACUGCCUGUUUUAAGCUCAUUUACCUCAAGAGUGUCCUCCUUUUCCUAAAAAAAAGUUUCACCAUCACUCCAUCUUUUGUACUGCUGUUGACACUUACAAAUUAAAGAGAAUUUUUGUUUUAAGAUA